Hypomesus transpacificus is the source of this 1060-nucleotide messenger RNA. RefSeq names its product chondroitin sulfate proteoglycan 5-like. Gene Ontology annotation, biological process: nervous system development. The record is from RefSeq and is a predicted model, not a curated record. The coding region runs from base 437 to 1060 and encodes 207 amino acids. The transcript is spliced from 3 exons. Lineage: Eukaryota; Metazoa; Chordata; Actinopteri; Osmeriformes; Osmeridae.
GGUACUGAUCGCAUCACAUUCUAGGAGCGUUCUCAAUCGCUCUACAUGCUAGUGACCUUCCUCUCAAAAAAAAGAAAAAAAAAAAAACUACGGCGUCUGCUCCCGUUCGAUCCAGCUGCUAUACCGAACGUCCAUCUUUAAGCGUGCGAGGUGUUUCUCUGAUUGUUACUCGGUGGCAAUGAAACCUUAAACGACUGAACUGUGGUUAAUUGAAGACGGGUUAGAAGUAGACUAAACUAGCAGACGACUCAAGACGAAGCGACUAUGGAGAAGCGCAGGGAGACUGGACUCUAAACGUGGAAAAAGGAUCAAGCGAUUCCUUAUAUUUGGAUUAUUUCCCACUUUGAAGACUUAAUUUGCUGAGGGAUUUUCAUCUGAUUUUAGCUGUAUUAUUAUACACAAACAUGCACGGAAAGGAAACUAGGUUUUGCACUGGAUGCUCGAGGCUACUGAUGCUGUGCGUCUUGGUUCUACAUUUCAUUCCGGUAGUAGAUGGGAAUACUGUGGGGGUAAAUGCCACACACACUCGUCUGCCGGCAACCCCGCACACCCAGACGUCCUGACCGUGGACUUCUUCGACCAUGCCUCCCGAGGUCGCGCUCUGGACCUUCCCUCUCCAUCUCCAUCUCCACUAGCCCAUGAGCUGCAGGGUGGGGAUUCCACCUCAUGGGCUAUGCCUGACAACUAUGACUACCUCACACCCUACGAAGACGGUGUGUCGCCCACAGCUGAUGAAUACUCCUACAGCACUACUACUGACACCUACGAUGGAGACGAAGAUCUGAGGCUCUCUGCCGGCACUCCAUCCCGCUCCAAGCCAAGGGGCCCCAGCUCUGGCUCUUUAACUCCAGAUGAGGCUCUUCCAAGCGGGGGUGCCUCUGCCCCUGGUCGCCCUGCAGUCCAGUCAGUGGACGGCUCGGACGGAGUAGGUGGCUGCCGCGUGGGCAAUGUGAAGCAGAACGGUACCUGCCGCUCACCGUGCGACACCUUGGCUCCGAGCUAUUGCUUCAACGGGGGUCAGUGUUACUUGCUGGAAGGCAUGGGAGUCUUCUGCAGGUAG